Paecilomyces variotii is the source of this 349-nucleotide messenger RNA. RefSeq lists its product as hypothetical. The record is from RefSeq and is a predicted model, not a curated record. Bases 69 to 302 code for a protein of 77 amino acids. The transcript has a single exon. NCBI's taxonomy places the organism in Eukaryota, Fungi, Ascomycota, Eurotiomycetes, Eurotiales, Thermoascaceae.
CACCUGCACUUCGCGCUGUUUUUAGCAUCGAGGUAGAUAAGGACUUUUCGGAUCAAGAUCUCCGCAAUAUGAUAGGUUGGUUGCAUUCGCUCGGUCCGUAUGCUGGGCUUAUACUAGAUGCGGUCUAUAGGACUAGCUCAACGGGUUUUGUCCUUCAGGGCUCAUAUGCCGUUUACUCGAAACUCAAGGGCCUUCCUUCGGUUAAGCUCCUGUUCGAAUGCUCGGGGGGUAAUUGUCUUCCGUCGGUUCUUGCUGGCAGUCCUGAUGUCAGGUCGCCCCGUGGACCUUCCCGGGUCGAAUAAUUGGUAUAUACAGUAAAACCUGCCUAUAACGAAUCAUUUUUGCCAGG